Molecule: messenger RNA, 1778 nt
Organism: Vicia villosa (hairy vetch)
Lineage: Eukaryota; Viridiplantae; Streptophyta; Magnoliopsida; Fabales; Fabaceae
Product: kinetochore-associated protein KNL-2 homolog
Exons: 4
Coding region: 257-1312 (351 amino acids)
Source: RefSeq, a predicted model, not a curated record
AUUCCUCACUCUUAGUUUCUUCAUUUUUGAAUCAAAUGAUAAAAAAUGUUUGAAAUUGGGGUAUUUUGGGUAUUGAGUUAGGAAAGUGAGGGUUACUGUGGUAAAAUAUCCCCUUUUCCUUUUAUUUUCUCUCCCUCUCAAUUUCCCACUCUGUACCAUCGGCAUCUCCUUUGCUUAAUUUCCUACCCUUUUCAUCCCAAACCCAAUCAAACUCAGAAUCCAAUUUUCAAAAUCUGUCAAGGACGAAGGAAGUGGAAUGGCUUCAAACACCCCAAUGCGGUCAAACAGCACACCCCUCUCCAACUCAAUCUUCAAAUCUAAACCGGUUUUCUUACAUGAAUGGUGGCUUGUCAAGCCUCUCAACCACUGCAACGGUUUUGCUCUUGCUGGCAUUGCUUCAAUGCCGGGAGAAAAAAUGUUUGUUUCAUCUGUGAUUGUAAAGGUACACGAACCCAAUGUUGUAGAGACCGAUGAUGGCACCAUCGUAGGCUUCCGCGGUUUCAUUAACUCCUCUCGUACAUUACAAAAUGGUUUUCCUUCUCAGAUAUGCCAACGUUUCUCAAUUGGAUUUCCACACGAUUGGAAAAAAUUGUCGGCUCGUUUAGGAAAUGGAUGUGAUUAUGUGGAUAGAGUUAAUGGUUUUGAUGUUUUAAAUACUUCUUGCCACAAAGAAACAACUGAUGAUACUUCCCAGGAAGCUAUGGAAGCUGAACGUAACAAGAAUGUUACAAGUCUUAAGUUGUCUCAACCACAAGUUGACGUGAUUUUUAAUGGUGAAAAUGGGUUCUCAAAUGUUGAUGAUUCAAAUGCUUUUCCCUGCAGAAAAAUUGCUGAUCAAACUUUGCAGGAAGCGGAAGGUAAUGAUAAUAUUACUAGUCAUAAGUUGUCUCAUCCACCGGUUGAGGAGGCUUAUAAUGGUGGAAAUAAAGUCUCAGAUUUUGACGACUUGAAUGCUUCUAUCCUCAAAAAGACAGCUGACGCGACAUCACACAAAGCUAACGAAGCUGAGGAUGAAGACAAUAAUGGGAGUCUUAGGAUGUCUCAGCCGCAGGUUGACGUGAUUAAUAAUGGUGAAAAUGGUGUUUCAAGUGUUGUUGCACCUGAAAGCAGCCAAUCUAAGAUGGAUGCAUUUGAAUUUGAUCAUGUCUUAGAGCAAAGCAGAGUCAAGUCUCCACUAAACCUGAAGAAAUUGAAGUUAUCUAGUGAUCGCAAGAAGAAUAAACGUCUCAAGCAGAAGAUUAUAGAGAAUUCUGAUAAUUCAUUUAGAAGGGUGACAAGAAGUAUUGCCAAAAAUAGUCACAUAAUGCUUUAAAAGGAUAGGAAAGUUGAAGUAAAAAUAUUAUACUUCUCCUGAUAGAAGAUCCUCUAGGUUACAUUAUUAUAAAAAAAAAGCUGUUUACAAUUAUUCUGUUAGAUUUUGAUCCUAACUAAACAAUUAUUUUGCUGGUUUUUUUUAGAUAUAAAGGUAGGUGUAGUUGUCCUAGGAUUUGGAGGCCUUUGUACUUUGUUAGUUUGUAGUGUUAUAGUUGGUGCCUGUGGAAGCAUAUUUUAUUAGUUUUAGAGUUUUCUUCUUUUUACUUACCCCUGUUUUGGUUUGUUGAAUUUAGGGCAUGUAUGCACAUAUUUAGGACUCUGGUAGUUGUUAACUCUGGUUUAGUGCCGUUGUAGGAUUCUCUUUCAGCCUAAUUUUUCAAACUAUUGAAUGAAGUUCUUAGCAAGUCAUGUUCUUGCAAAGGAUAUACACCAUAUUAUUAAUAAUGAGAUUAUAUGAAUUUCAU